AGAAGGAGGUUACUUUGUUGACGAGCCUGAAAUCCACCAAGUAAAUACUGUUGGAACCAGUGAUCAACCGAGGGAGCCCAGAUUCCCGUAUCAACCAUACAGAAGACCAUUUCGACCAAAGUAAUGUCCAACGCCGGUUUCUAGCCAUUGGAGCCCAGCGAUGGAUAACGCAGUUUUAUUUUUGCUUUUAGGAGAGCCAGUAAAACCUGACGAAAAUGGUGAAAUGAAAUGCGAGAAAGAUGCAAAGUUUGUGAACGAGAUAAAAGGCUGCGAGGGUCUGGAAAAGGGCGAAGAGAAAGACAUCAAAUUAUUGGAGGAGGACGACUUGCAGAAAGAGCCGAAGAGUCCACUUUCACCGGUCGGUUCAACCCAUUCUCAAGAUGUGCCGGCACCGCCGAGCCCGGUCGUAGUGAUCCCAGAACAGAAGAUCGAGCUUGUGACUUUCAAUGUGAUACACAACAAGCAGAAAUACGAAGUUGAUUUCCCAUUAGAUGAUUCAGUAUCCAAAUUAAAACUCCACCUUCAAAGUCUGAUUGGGAUUCCCCAGAAUCUACAGAAGGUGAUGUACAAGGGUUUGGCCAAGGAUGAUAAAACACUUAGGGAUAUUGGUGUUACUUCGGGUGCAAAAGUCAUGGUCGUCGGUUCCAAACUUGAUGACGUGCUGGCUGUUUCAACUCCAAGCACACAAGUUUUAAAUGAGGAGAAAUCAGCUGGAACGAGUAAAGAACCUUUCUGCAAACAGAAAAAUCAUAAGCGGGUUUUAGACAGAGGAAUUCCUGACGAUGUUAUGCCUGGAAUUCUAAAUACCAAAGAACCUCUUCCACCAUGUCCUCUGUCCGGUAUGCUGAACAAAUCCGGUGGGAAGGUGAGGUUAACAUUUAAGCUGGAGCUUGACCAGCUUUGGAUUGGGACUAAGGACAGGACUGAAAAAGUACCAAUGUCCACAAUCAAAACCAUAGUCAGUGAGCCGAUCGAAGGACAUGAGCAGUACCACAUUAUGGGGUUCCAGUUAGGGACGACAGAAAGUUCAAGGUAUUGGGUCUAUUGGGUUCCAGCCCAGUACAUCGAUUCCAUCAAGGAUGCUGUUUUGGGCCCUUGGGAGGCGUAAAAUAACUUCAGUGCUGUGUUUUUUCGAAAAUAAGUUACAAAAAAAGUCAAAAAAAUUAAAAAAAUUG
Messenger RNA from Cimex lectularius (bed bug), 1175 nucleotides. RefSeq names its product ubiquitin domain-containing protein UBFD1-like. The record is from RefSeq and is a predicted model, not a curated record. The transcript is spliced from 7 exons. Bases 161 to 1108 code for a protein of 315 amino acids. Gene Ontology annotation, molecular function: cadherin binding; RNA binding. Lineage: Eukaryota; Metazoa; Arthropoda; Insecta; Hemiptera; Cimicidae.